This is a messenger RNA of Peromyscus maniculatus bairdii (prairie deer mouse), 3413 nucleotides long. RefSeq names its product kelch like family member 6 (gene Klhl6). NCBI's taxonomy places the organism in Eukaryota, Metazoa, Chordata, Mammalia, Rodentia, Cricetidae. Gene Ontology annotation, biological process: germinal center formation; B cell receptor signaling pathway. The record is from RefSeq and is a predicted model, not a curated record. Gene Ontology annotation, molecular function: protein binding.
AGUGUGACCUCCUCGAAACUGGGCAGCUCCUUUAGUCUGGACGUUGAUGGCAGGACAAAGAGGCGCCUGCACCAUGAGCGACGACAUGGUAGAGAGGAGCUUGGAAGGACCCUCGACACUCACUACAGACAAGCCCUCCCAGAAAAGGGGAGACGUGGUGGAAAUAUUAAAUGGGGAGAAGGUGAAAUUUGACGACACGAAACUUUCCUUAAUUCUUCAGAACGGCCUGGAGAGCCUCCGAGAGGAAAAUGCCUUGACAGAUGUCAUCCUGUGUGUGGACGUCCAGGAGUUUUCUUGCCAUCGUGUGGUACUUGCUGCAGCCAGCAACUAUUUCAGGGCCAUGUUCUGCAACGACUUAAAGGAGAAGUAUGAGAAGAGGAUCAUCAUUAAAGGGGUGGACGCUGAGACCAUGCACGCUCUCCUGAACUACACGUACACAAGCAAGGCUCUGAUCACCAAGCAGAAUGUUCAGCGCAUUCUGGAGGCUGCCAAUCUUUUCCAGUUUCUGCAGCUGGUGGACGCCUGUGCCAGCUUCCUCACAGAAGCCUUGAACCCAGAAAAUUGCAUUGGAAUACUGAGGCUGGCGGACACACACUCCUUGGACAGUUUAAAGACGCAAGUUCAAAGCUACAUCAUUCAAAACUUCGUUCAGAUUCUGAACUCUGAGGAGUUCCUGGAACUUCCGGUGGAUACCUUGUAUCACAUCUUGAAGAGUGACGACCUUUGUGUGACGGAGGAGGCUCAGGUGUUUGAGACCGUGAUGAGCUGGGUCCGCCACAAACAGUCAGAACGACUCUGCCUCCUCCCUUGUGUUCUCGAGAAUGUGCGCUUACCGCUUCUGGACCCGUGGUACUUCGUGGAGAUGGUUGAAGCAGAUCCUCUCAUUAGACAGUGUCCUGAGGUCUUCCCACUGCUGCAGGAAGCCAGGAUGUACCACCUCUCUGGCAAUGAGAUUAUUUCAGAGCGCACCAAGCCCAGGAUGCACGAGUUCCAGUCUGAGGUGUUCAUGAUUAUUGGCGGCUGUACCAAAGAGGAACGGUUUGUGGCAGAGGUGACCUGCCUGGAUCCCCUGAGGCGCAGUCGCCUGGAGGUGGCCAAGCUCCCACUGACAGAGCAUGAGCUGGAGAGUGAGAAUAAGAAGUGGGUGGAGUUUGCCUGUGUGACAUUAAAAAACGAGGUCUACAUCUCAGGUGGCAAAGAAACACAGCAUGAUGUUUGGAAAUAUAAUUCUUCAAUCAACAAAUGGAUUCAGAUAGAAUAUUUAAACAUAGGCCGCUGGAGGCAUAAGAUGGUCGUGUUGGGUGGCAAAGUCUAUGUAAUUGGGGGCUUUGACGGCUUACAAAGGAUCAACAAUGUGGAGACUUAUGACCCCUUCCACAACUGCUGGUCAGAGGCCGCACCCCUGCUUGUCCAUGUCAGUUCCUUUGCGGCUGCUAGCCACAAGAAGAAGCUGUAUGUCAUUGGAGGAGGACCCAAUGGGAAGCUGGCCACAGACAAGACUCAGUGUUAUGAUCCUUCGACCAAUAAAUGGGUUUUGAAGUCGGCCAUGCCAGUAGAGGCUAAAUGCAUCAAUGCAGUGAGUUUCCAGGAUCACAUCUAUGUUGUUGGCGGUGCCAUGCGAGCGCUCUAUGCCUACAGCCCCCUGGAAGACAGCUGGUGCCUGGUGACGCAGCUCAGUCAUGAGCGGGCCAGCUGCGGCAUCGCGCCCUGCAACAACAAGCUCUACGUCACCGGCGGCAGGGACGAGAAGAACGAGGUCAUCGCCACCGUGCUCUGCUGGGACCCCGAGGCUCGGAAGCUGACGGAGGAAUGUGUCCUGCCGCGCGGCGUGUCCCACCAUGGCAGCGUCACCAUCAGGAAGUCGUAUACCCACAUCCGGCGGGUUGUGCCGGGGGCCGUGUCUGUGUGACUGCCAGGGGACCCUCAAGGAGGUGCCCUCGGAGCCUCUGAGCGCUGACUCGGCACCCUGGCUCGCUCAGGUCCCUUGUGAGCCUUAGGCUUGACUUGGAUUCAGCACCCUGGCUCGCUCAGGUCCCUUGCGAGCCUUAGGCUUGGCUUGGAUUCUGCACCCUGGCUCGCUCAGGGCUCAGGUCCCUUGCGAGCCUUAGGCUUGGCUUGGAUUCUGCACCCUGGCUUGCUCAGGUCCCUUUCGAGCCUUAGGCUUGGCUUGGAUUCAGCACCCUGGCUCGCUCAGGUCCCUUGCGAGCCUUAGGCUUGGCUUGGGUUUAAGGCUUAUCGUGGGGGCACCUUAUGAGACCAGCCGGGAAUGCUUGUGUGACCGACCUACCUCAGGAUGAAGGGUAAUGUUUAACAUUCCAUACAUGCCUACCCGCCCUGGCCUGUGCCAGCCACUCAUCCAUGGUAAUUCGCUGAACCGUGGUAAUGACCUGCUGCUGGAUAGUAUCACGCCUGCCUUGGAGGUGAAGAAAAGGAAUUUCAGACAGGCCAGCUUUCACCAGCUCACUCAGAGAGCAAGCAGCUAAGCCAGAAUAAACCCCAGGUCUUUCCAUGUCAGUCGGCGUCUCUCACACCACACGGCUGAACUCGGGAAAACUGAAAGCCAACCCUAAACUUGGCUGGUGUCUCCUGGCAGCGUGGCUGAAGACAAAGGAAUAACGGAGUUUUUCUGUGCUGUCCUCCUUUUAUUCCUUGUCCGUAGGAGACACUGGUCUUGGAGCCUUUUGGGCCGCUGGUCAAGAGCAUCUCUGACGAUCUCCCACCGGACACGUCUGCUGGGACUAGCCUGGGAAGGCCCAUUUGUUUUGAAAAAAGGGAAAGACAUGUCCCGUUUCCCCCACAUCGUAACUGUUGUUUUUGAUUACAGGAUGUGUGUGCCAUUUUGGACUAGAACUAUCACAGCCAGUUAGUGGCUGGGGGUGGCUGGCUCCGUGGAUACAGCUCUUGCUGUACAAGCCUGAAGACCAGUGUUCGGAGCCUAGAGCACACGUGGAAGCAGAGCAGGCGUGGCUGCCUGAAGUCCCAGUGCUUGGGAAGCACACCCAGGGCUUCCCUAGGGCAAGCUGGGCAGGUCAGUCAGUCAGGAGACCGUGUCCGUGAAUGAAAACCGAGUGUGAUUGCCUGGAAGAGGGCUCAGCCGUGGGAAGUGGGGAGUGACUGAGGAAGUCAUUUGACGUCAACUUGGGGUCUUCACACUUGUGAACACACACCCACACCACACACACACAUUAAAAAAAUAAAAUCGAAUUAAAAAUUUAAAAACGUUUUUGAAGUAUUACCUUACCUUCUCAAUGGUUUGGUGUCCUGGCCUCUCAGGGUGCAAAUACUGUUUUGUGUUUUCUCUCCCCAGCUCUCGGGAACACCUUCAGACUACUGGCCACGCCUUCUAAACAGUGCUCCAUUAUCCAAGAUGCCUUAUUCUCAUGGCAGAAGCUCUCUUUGUAGAGUUGCACUUC